AUGAAUGGCAAAGAUAUAGCCCUGGCUGUGGCAAAAGCUACAAAGGCCGUGGCAGUUGCCACUGGUGCAGUCCCGAGACCACAAUUUAGGAAUCCAAUGCUUCUAGCCGAUGUCAACCCAAAAGUUGAGUCCGCUGUAGAUCUUCUUAAGGAGAUGUAUAAUGAAGUGGUAGCAGCGGCAAUCCUUAAAUCACCAGUACAACUACAAAUAUUUGAUGAUUCCUUUAGAAAAAAACAAAAAUCAGAGGAAUUAAUGUUACUGAUGAAGGAGACAUGUGAUGUCAUUGUUUCAUUGAAAGCCUUGCUGCCCCUACCACCAUAUAGCUCUGAGCCAGAUCAUCUGCCUAAAGUAGCCACUGCACUAUCCAAAGUCGGGGCUGCGAUCAACCUAAAAAUACUUAUCAACGGCAAAGACCUUAACACGGCCAUUGCAGAAGACGUCGCCGCAACCUUUAAUGCCCGCAAAGCCCUCAAGGCUGUACCCAUAAAACUGAAGAUUAUGAUUAAUGGCAAAGAUAUAGCCCUGAGCCAGAUCAUCUACCUGAAGUUGAGCCAGAGCAUUCGCCUGAAGUAG
Molecule: messenger RNA, 573 nt
Organism: Prunus armeniaca (apricot)
Lineage: Eukaryota; Viridiplantae; Streptophyta; Magnoliopsida; Rosales; Rosaceae
Source: the annotation of a GenBank genome assembly